Lacerta agilis (Sand lizard) is the source of this 2104-nucleotide messenger RNA. RefSeq names its product potassium inwardly rectifying channel subfamily J member 10 (gene KCNJ10). The transcript is spliced from 2 exons. Gene Ontology annotation, cellular component: plasma membrane. NCBI's taxonomy places the organism in Eukaryota, Metazoa, Chordata, Lepidosauria, Squamata, Lacertidae. Bases 318 to 1454 code for a protein of 378 amino acids. Gene Ontology annotation, biological process: regulation of monoatomic ion transmembrane transport; potassium ion import across plasma membrane. The record is from RefSeq and is a predicted model, not a curated record. Gene Ontology annotation, molecular function: inward rectifier potassium channel activity.
GAGGGAAAAGAGGCACAAAAUCCAUGGGGCAGACUCAGACUUUCAGAGCAGCUGUUAUCUGAUGGUGGGUCCUGAAUUUAAAAGCCUCUGCGAGAAGCCUCCGAGCCCCUGUGUUGGCAGCCGUGGCUGAAUCCUGCCUCUUGGAGCCCCAGUUUUGGGAAGUGUGUGCAAGAGACGAGUUCACACACACACACACAGGGGCAGCGGGACGAGAAAAAGGAGCAACGUCGAUUUAGUUCAGAUUCCCUUCGGCGAAAAGUCCGGUUGAACUCUGACCCUUGACCGGUUUUGCUCUUCGGACCUUCGCUGGACUCAAGAUGACGUCGUCCACCAAGGUGUACUACAGCCAGACGACGCAGACCGACAGUCGCCCCCUGAUUGGCUCCACCCUGCGCAAGAGGCGGGUCAUGACGAAGGACGGGCGUAGCAACGUCCGCAUGGAGCACAUCGCGGACAAGAGGUUCCUCUACCUGAAGGACCUCUGGACGACCUUCAUCGACAUGCAGUGGCGCUACAAGCUGCUGCUCUUCUCCGCUUCCUUUGCCGGGACGUGGUUCAUCUUUGGGGUGAUCUGGUACCUGGUGGCCGUGCUGCACGGGGACCUCCUGGAAUUCGACCCUCCCGCCAACCACACGCCGUGCGUCAUGCAAGUCCACACCCUCACCGGGGCCUUCCUCUUCUCCCUGGAGUCCCAGACCACCAUCGGCUACGGCUUCCGCUACAUCAGCGAGGAGUGCCCGCUGGCCAUCGUCCUGCUCAUCAGCCAGCUGGUCCUCACCACCAUCAUGGAGAUCUUCAUCACGGGCACCUUCCUGGCCAAGAUCGCCCGUCCCAAGAAGAGGGCAGAGACCAUCAAGUUCAGCCAGAAUGCCGUGGUGGCCCAGCACGACGGCAAGACCUGCUUGAUGAUCCGGGUGGCCAACAUGAGGAAGAGCCUCCUCAUCGGGUGCCAGGUGACCGGCAAACUCCUCCAGACCUACCUCACCAAGGAAGGUGAGAACAUCCGGCUCAACCAGGUCAACGUGGACUUCCAGGUGGACACGUCCUCCGACAGCCCCUUCCUCAUCCUGCCCCUGACCUUCUACCACGUGGUGAACGAGAGCAGCCCCUUCCGGGACAUGGCCUUGCGCACCGGGGAAGGAGACUUUGAGCUGGUGGUCAUCCUCAGCGGCACUGUGGAGUCCACCAGCGCCACGUGCCAAGUCCGGACCUCCUACCUCCCCGAGGAGAUCCUCUGGGGCUACGAGUUCACCCCCGUCAUCUCCCUCUCGGCCAGCGGGAAAUACGUGGCCGACUUCAGCCUCUUUGAGCAGGUGAUCAAAGUGGCGCCCCCUUGCUGCCUUCACGAGACGGUGCGGUAUGGGGACCCCGAGAAACUGAAGCUAGAGGAAUCCUUUCGGGAGAAAGCGGAGAGGGAAGGGACCCCCUUGAGCGUCCGGAUCAGCAACGUUUGACCCUUCAGAGGACUUGUGAGGCCUGUUACACGAGUAUUGCACCCAAGUGUCUUCAUUAGCUUCCAGACUUCCUUCCGCCCUUCUUUCUGUGGCUGCAUUUUCUCUCUCUCAAACUGCAGGAUGAGCAAUCUGUUCUUCUCUUUAGGAAUCUGCUAAAGGAACGCAAAGGUCAGCUCCCCUCUUGACACAGCAGCUCACAGUUAGCGCCAGAAUUCGAGGUCUCCUCCGUGGUUUUGACCAACUGCUGGAAGUAUAUCUAUUUUUAAUUGUGUUUCUUUCUUAAAUACAAAUAAUUGUGCAGUCAUUGUUCAGGGGACCACCAGGUCGUGGUUUUUAAUAGGAGGCAGAGGCACACGUACCAGCAACACUAUUGUGUCAAAUGCUUUUUAAAAUAUAAAUAUAUGGAGUUUUCUUUCUCUUUUUGCCUUGGAAACUCUUACCACAUAGAUUAGCUUUUAAUGCCAACCUAACCUGAAAGAUAUUGAUGGAUGCAUGCGAAAGGGAAACACAAAGAUUAGGACAGAGCACUGGGGGUGCCCCACCGCACCAGGCUCUGUGAAACGGAGGGUGUAAAUCCUACUAGUGCAAACUGUGCAAAUUAAUAUUCUGUUGUGGUCACCAUGGGAUACCUCAGAUGAAGCUGGAAAACA